AUGAACAACACUAGAUAUCUGCUGCUGCCAGACCUCUGGCUCAAUGAGACCUCUGUGGAGUCUCCAGCCAGGGAGGAUCAGCGUGGCAAUCGGACUGGUAUCAAGCCUGUUCUGUGUAAGCCGGUUCAUAUCCGGGCGGAGGUGUUUCUGACCCUGGGGAUUGUCAGCCUUCUGGAGAACAUCCUGGUGAUCUCGGCGGUGGUGAAGAACAAGAACCUCCAUUCACCCAUGUACUUCUUCCUGUGCAGCCUCGCUGCCGCGGACAUGCUGGUGAGCGUCUCCAACUCGCUGGAGACGGCGGUUAUCGCUGCCCUGAGCAGCCGGCUGAUAGUGGCGGACGACCACUUCGUUUGGCUCAUGGACAACUUCUUCGACUCGAUGAUCUGCAUCUCCCUCGUGGCCUCCAUCUGUAACCUUCUAGCCAUCUCCGUUGACCGCUACGUGACCAUCUUCUACGCCCUGAGAUACCACAGCAUCGUCACGAUGAGGCGGGCUCUCCUGGCUAUAGCGGGCAUCUGGUUGGCGUGCGUGGUCUGCGGCGUAGUCUUCAUCGUCUACUCGGAGAGCAAGACGGUCGUCGUGUGUCUGGUCGUCAUGUUCUUCACCAUGCUGGUGCUCAUGGCCACCCUGUACGUGCACAUGUUCCUGCUGGCGAGGCUACACGUCAAGCGCAUCGCUGCCCUGCCGGCGGAGGGUGCUGUGCCCCGGAGGACCUGCAUGAAGGGCGCGGUCACCGUCACCAUCCUCCUGGGGGUGUUUGUCUGCUGCUGGGCGCCGUUCUUCCUCCACCUCAUCCUCCUCAUCGCCUGUCCCAGGAACCCGCUCUGCGUCUGCUACAUGUCCCACUUCACCACCUAUCUGGUGCUGAUCAUGUGUAACUCGGUCAUAGACCCCGUCAUCUAUGCCUUCCGCAGUCUUGAGAUGCGCAAAACCUUCAAGGAAAUCCUCUGUGGCUUUAAUUCCACGUGGAGUGUUUUCCACUGUAAAUAGUGAAGUGUUGUAG
This is a messenger RNA of Esox lucius (northern pike), 1003 nucleotides long. RefSeq names its product melanocortin 3 receptor (gene mc3r). Lineage: Eukaryota; Metazoa; Chordata; Actinopteri; Esociformes; Esocidae. Gene Ontology annotation, molecular function: peptide hormone binding; melanocyte-stimulating hormone receptor activity. Gene Ontology annotation, biological process: G protein-coupled receptor signaling pathway. The record is from RefSeq and is a predicted model, not a curated record. Gene Ontology annotation, cellular component: membrane. The coding region runs from base 1 to 990 and encodes 329 amino acids. The transcript has a single exon.